GUGUUUGCGUCGUGUGGAAAGAUUCCCGUCAAGCCUGCCCCGGAUCUCUUCUAGCGAGACGAUCUCUUACGGGCACAUUUAUGUGUACAGGAUAGAUAGAUCUGAUGGCACAUUUUUCGAGUUUUCCUGCCGUAUUUAGUUUUUUAGAAGGACGUAAAACAACGUCGUAGAGUUUUAGUGCUCCGCCUUUUGACCUCUGUCUAGGGUCUAGUCUGUAUAUCUGACCACGGCCGGAAUAUAUUAUAGAUGUUCCUGCUGCUUUAUUUCCCUUACUACAACUGGAUCCAUGUGGUGGAUAAUGUUUGUGUAUAUGAUCCUGUUAGAUGUGUUGAUUGAUUGAUUCAAAUUGAAAUGAUAAAACUGUCUUGCAGUUGCAGUACUGCAGUAUAGACACACUGGAGCUGUGAACUUGUGAGAUUAAUUUUUGUCCGGUCAGUCCAUGGUGUUAUCAAGGAGGUUAAAAUAAUGCCCAGAAAAAGGUUUUUCUCCAAGUAAGACAUGAUGGAGAUAGCUGAGAGUGGUGCCACAAACUCUGCGUCUGAGUCUGACAACCACCCAGAGCUGAACCAGUCAGGAGACGUGGACUCUCUUCUGAGCCUGGAGCGGCUGGACAGGGCCUCCCCUGAACUCUGGCCUGAGCAGAUUCCUGGUGUAUCGGAGUUUGCUUACAAAUCUGUAAGUAUAAACUUACCAGGCAAGCCUUUGGCAGGCAGUGCCUCAGCCACGCCCAAGUGGGUCCAGGAGCUGGAGAAAGAUGACAUUGAUAUGUUACAGGAGUUUGGCAGUUUGACGACAGCUAACCUGAUGGAAAAGGUACGAGGACUGCAGAACCUGGCCUACCAGCUGGGGUUGGACGAGGCCCGUGAAAUGACCAGAGGAAAGUUCUUGAAUAUUUUGGAGAAGAAUCCAGUGUCACACUCCCACCAACACAGGACUCACCUGAAGCCUUCACAGCAACAGCAACACACACACAGUCCAAAAGGAAAUGAUCAGGCCUUACUCAAGAUUCUUUUACUUUUUUUACUCAAGGCUACACCAAUUUAAUAUGUUUCUCAGAUUUUGAAAACAAUGCAAUCGAAAUAGUCAGAAAAAAAAGUCUUAACCUUAUUACACAAAGUUUCUGAGAGUGAAUAAAGUCAGAUGCAAGAUUUCCUCCAAGCUGUCAAUUUUCAUCUUAACACUUUUGCUGACGUUUUGCUCAAAAUGUUAGAGAACAAAGUUGAACAUUAAUUGGUGGCCUAAUGUUUCUCUGGAACAAACCAUGUAUUUGCAAUUCCAACAUGUAAAAACAGUUGAAAAGUGACAUUUAUCUGCAUAUUAACCACUGUAUAAAAACCUACAAAUGAAAAUUACUGACAUGUAUAAUUUGUAUUUAUACUGGAAACUUGUUUAGCUCUAAAAAGGGUGCUCCCUGACAAUUAUGCUCACUUAAAAUUUACACUGAGCUUGUGUAGUGUUUAUGCUGCAAUUAUAUCUUGCAUGCUGCAAACUUGUUUUUGCUGCAAAUAGCUAUCAAACCAUUCUUUCAUGUUUUGAGAGCUUCCAACAGCCUUUAAAAUUUCCAGUGACUGGUGUAAAACUAAAACUAAUUGGGUUUAACAAAAAAAAUGCAGCCCUCCUCCUGCACAAACCCAUGUUGUACAACAUUAUGCAUGGCAUUUUUUUGUGAGUACCAAUAUGCCGGGGGCAGUUUUGCCCAGGAGAGCACAGUUGACUUUUCCAUUCCAUACAGGGUAGGCAGCCUCUCACCUGUACUAGCUCUAGCAUGUCUUUGUCUUGCUACAGUAUGUGGUGCUUUUGUUCUUAAAAAUGUAAAGAUGAACUUAGGUAUGCAGAAUUUAGAUAGGUUCUGGUCGUUGAUACAUAUUGGCAAAGCCACAGGUGUGGACCGACCAUUUUACAAUGUGAGGAUGGCUAUUCUCCCAUGAAAAUCUGCUAUUCUCCCUUUAAUGCUGUGUCUCUUCUCAUGUAUAUGUAUACAGGAAAUAUCUGUGAUGUUACUUGGCAAAAAAAUACUUUAACCAGAGAUUAUUUUUUACGACUUGAAUGUGUUGUGGGAUUGUUAGUAGAUAUUGGAGUGGCAUAUAAAAAGUUUUUCUAUCUUGUGACAGAACCUGCAACAUCUGCCUAUACAUGUAGCUUAGGCACACGCUAUAUUGUACUAGUACUUCUGUAUACAUGUAGCUUAAGCACAUACCACUUCUGACAGUGUCUGGCAUAUAUUUUUACAACACAGCCUUCACAACAAUUCAUCCAUGUGGUACCCACAGAUAGAUUUU
Molecule: messenger RNA, 2279 nt
Organism: Branchiostoma belcheri (Belcher's lancelet)
Lineage: Eukaryota; Metazoa; Chordata; Leptocardii; Amphioxiformes; Branchiostomatidae
Product: protein lin-52 homolog
Exons: 6
Coding region: 499-1044 (181 amino acids)
Biological process (GO): regulation of DNA-templated transcription
Cellular component (GO): DRM complex
Source: RefSeq, a predicted model, not a curated record